Messenger RNA from Camelus dromedarius (Arabian camel), 3868 nucleotides. It is a transcript of the gene CREBZF, whose product is annotated as CREB/ATF bZIP transcription factor. Gene Ontology annotation, biological process: regulation of DNA-templated transcription. The record is from RefSeq and is a predicted model, not a curated record. The coding region runs from base 309 to 1376 and encodes 355 amino acids. The transcript is spliced from 2 exons. Gene Ontology annotation, molecular function: DNA-binding transcription factor activity. Lineage: Eukaryota; Metazoa; Chordata; Mammalia; Artiodactyla; Camelidae.
CUCGCGAUACCAGAGCCUGGUGGAGCGCGAAAUACUGUGGGAGGGGCUGGGGAGCGAUCGACCGACUUCCGGCCAGGCCGUUGUCUGGGUGGCGCGGUCGAGUCAUCGCUGGCCCUCGCCGCUUGGAUCUCCCGGCCCUCCCCCCGCCCCGGCGCGGGGGGUCGACCAGUGAAGUGGGGCGGGAGGCGACUCCGACCUUCCCCUUCAUUUCGUUCUGGCCAACUCCCUGGCUACCAGCUCUGGGUCCUUGGGACCCGCGAGGCCCGGUCUGAGGGGCCGGGGCCUACGUGGGCCCGCCGCCGGGCCCCAUGAGGCACAGCCUGACCAAACUGCUGGCGGCCUCGGGCAGCGACUCCCCAAACCGCAGCGAGAGCCCGGCGCCGGCCGCGACCUGCUCGCUACCCCCGGACCAGACCCGGGCGGCAGCGGCGGCAGAGGACGAAGGGACGGCGGCGGCCGGAUCUUCCGGCCGCAGGCAGCCGCGAGGCGACGAGAGCGAGUCGGAGGCCGGGAAGGGGGGCCGCGGCGGCGUGGCCGCGCGCGCACCCUCGCCCGAGGAGAUGGAGGAGGAGGCGAUCGCCAGUGUCCCCGGGGAGGAGACGGAGGACAUGGACUUUCUGUCCGGGCUGGAACUGGCGGAUCUGCUGGACCCUCGGCAGCCGGACUGGCAUCUAGAGCCCGGGCUCAGCUCGCCGGGGCCUCUCUCCUCGUCAGGCGGAGGCUCGGAUAGCGGCGGCCUGUGGAGAGGGGAGGACGACGACGAGGCCGCGGCUGCCGAGAUGCAGCGCUUUUCUGACCUGCUGCAGAGGCUCUUAAACGGCAUCGGAGGCUGCAGCAGCGGCAGUGACAGUGGCGGCGGCGAAAAGAGGCGGAGAAAGUCCCCAGGAGGCGGCGGCGGCAGCAGCAGCAACGACAACACCCAGGCGGCGACAAAGAGUCCCCGGAAGGCGGCGGCGGCUGCUGCCCGUCUUAAUCGGCUGAAGAAGAAGGAGUACGUGAUGGGGCUGGAGAGUCGAGUCCGAGGUCUGGCAGCCGAGAAUCAGGAGCUGCGGGCCGAGAAUCGGGAGCUGGGCAAGCGCGUACAAGCACUGCAGGAGGAGAGUCGCUAUCUACGGGCCGUCUUAGCCAACGAGACCGGACUGGCUCGCUUGCUGAGCCGGCUGAGCGGCGUGGGACUGCGGCUGACCACCUCGCUCUUCAGAGACUCGCCCGCCGGUGACCAUGACUACGCUCUGCCCGUGGGAAAGCAGCAGCAGGACGUGCUGGAAGAGGACGACUCAGCCGGAGGAGUGUGUCUUCAUGUGGACAAGGAUAAGGUGUCGGUGGAGUUCUGCUCGGCAUGCGCCCGGAAGGCGUCGUCUUCUCUUAAAAUGUAGGGUCAAGUAAUCUGCUCUUUAUCCGCGUUUACCCCUUUCAACUCCCUUACACCAUGUAAAACACCUUAGUGGGACAUCUUCACUGGACACAUUUCAGAGGAGGAAAAAAAAAGUAAUAUUGAAUCUUUAAGUGUUUAGCUAAAAGCAUGAAUGUGACACUGUAACCAACUCCUAAUGAUAACAUGUGACUAUUAAAUCUCUCUGACAGUUUCUUUUUUAGGUGAUUUCCUUCCUGCCAGGCUCCGUUGUAGGGGUUACAGAACAGUCGUUCCCGCCUCACAACCUGACUUGCGUGUACCUAGCUCUUCUGUCCCCAGUGUGGACAUGGCCUUGGAUGACAUCGGUUGCAACUGUACACUGAAAGCUGCUAAUAGAGAUACAGUUUGGAGACAGUGACACAGGUGAAGUUGAAUGGAAGUUCCGAGUUGUACAAGGUGCAAAUUGGAAUUCCAAUUUUAGAGCAACUUUUCAGAGGUUGACAAUAAGUACUUGGGGCAUGCACAAAUGGGAUAGAUAUUUUGCUGGAGAUGACAGGAAUCUCUUAAAUAUUCAAGAACGCCUUUUAGUUUUCAUAGAUCUAGAUAUACAGUCUAUUCAAAUCAGUAGAUUUUUAUAUCUUACCGUUAGAGAGGUUGGAGAUUAACAUUAUCAGACUCCUGUGUUAGUUAAUUGAAGGAGGCAUAAGAAUGGUUAAUGAAAUGUUUCUUUGAGGACCAGCACAGUGAUUACCCUAUCACUGAGUAUGAAUACAUUGUUGAACACCUUUAUUUUUGUUGUAUUAAAAUUUUAGGUUAAAUUUAUGUAUGAUUAGAUAUUGAAGGUUAUGAAAUGUGAAUGAAAAAGUGUAAAGUGAGGCUUCACAAAGAAUGUUACUCUCCAUAUUUCAAAGACCUUUAUCCUAUUAAAAAUAAGUUUUAAAAUUGAGUGGUUCUGGCUACUUAAUAACACUAUUGAGACUUUUUCCAAAGUGGGGAUAUAGUCUUCCCUUGAAAUACUCAAUUACCUAUUGUCCAAUUGUAUGUUACAGUGUCCAUCUGUGUAAGAUGCAUUAAGAAAUUCUUUGUGAAACAUCACUGUUUGAUAAAGUAUAUACAUAUUUAGCAUCCUUGUUUUUCUUUGUGCUAAAGUGGAUACAGCUGUUGGGGCAGAAGAGACGGGACCAGCUGCUGGCCACAUUUCCUGCUUUAUUUUAAAAGGUAGUAUAAGAAAUGAGGAAAAAGAGGUAAUAUCAGGGCUUCUGCUUUUAUUUUAAAAUGUUCAUAAUUAAAAAGUAUUUUCCAGCAGUCCAAAGAUGUAAGUUAUCUUACACAUAAAAUGUUUUAUUUUGUUGUUAUUUGGUUAUGAAAAUGGAAUCUUGUUCUUGCACAACUGUAAAUGUUUUGUUGCUAGAUAAUACAAUUUGAGACCUAACUUGGUCUCUGGUUUCCAGUGCAUUACGGCAUAUUUUGUAAAAUCUACUGCACUUGAGCAUGAAUGGAUAGUAGCCAAACUCACAACCUGGAGUGAUGAACCUGCUUAUACCUAAGUGCAGGAGCAAGCCCCUCACAAUGCAGCUGCAUGGAUUUUUAGUGCCUACUGAAUUAUAUAUAUAUAUAUAUAUAUAUAAAAACCAAAAGUAGUUGGAAAAAUUAUUUGAAAUGACUAAUUUGUGCUAUCUUUAUGGAAUAUGUUAAAUGUAGCUUUUUGAAACAGAAGCCUUGAAUUGAAAUUUAAUUAAUACUUGAACAUUUUGUAUAUAUUUCUUUGUAUAUAAUUUUGUGCAGUACCAAUGACAAAAAUAUGGUGUCAUAAUAAAACCAGGUUUGUUGAUCUUUCAGUUAUGGGCUCAAAGAAUUUAUUCAUCUCUAACAUGACAUUGGAAAAUAAUGGAUGAAAAUAGGAAAAAUGAUUGUUGUUAAUGCUGUGGGUCUUAAAAGGUUCUGGAAGCAGUAAGUGUGUUUUUCUAAAAAUUAUACCAUUCCCUUGGAAUAUUUUCUUCCUAAUGUCAAUGCUUUUCCUGCAUUAUUUGAAGUUUGGGGCUGGGGAGAAACAGUAGUCAAAGUUUUCUGAAUUGGGAUGCUUUGAAAUUCCAAGUAUAGAUUUUUAGAAUGUCAUUUUAUAAAUGGCAGUUUUUGGAAAUACUUGAUUCAGAAUUUUUGAAAAUGGAGAUUAAUAUUGACUAUUUUAAAAGCUGCUUUGUUAGGUUCCUUAUGUUUUAAGUGUGUUUUCUUAGUUUCCAUUUCAUUCUUUUUUUUCUAAUUUUGGUGACUUAGUGAUUUUGUCAUUUUUUACAUCAACGUCAUGGUCUUGUUUUUACACGGUAUUGCAUGUAUUUAGGACCUAUCUAACAGGGGCUUUAAAUUUGGUCAUAUUUAUGUGUAAGCACAUUUUACUGUAAAUGUUUGGGUUUCUGAAUUUACAACAGAUCUGUUUAUUUCAGUAUGUAGUAAACAAUAUCUUAAAAGUGUCCUAUUCACUACUUGUUAAUUAAAAAAGUUAUGAUUAAUAUGAAA